CACUUCUCUCUUUUCACGGUUCUGACGUCAGCAACCUGCAAUUGAACGAAUGAACUAACGGACGACCGAGCCCCUACCGGAGCUACCGGGAGGCAGUAGAGUUACAGAGCGAGUCCCCGCCGCCAGCCUCGGAGGAGCUACACGGAGGAAGGUACGCUGUGCGCCGCCGUGAGAAGCAGUGCUGGAAUCAAACGAUGCGAGCCGCAGCCGAGUAACACAGAGCCUACUGUCGACGAGCGGAGAAAACCGUUACCGUGAUUUACCGACACUUACACCGAAGAGAGACGGAGGACGAGCGGACGGACAGCCCACCACCGAGACCCCGUUUGAGAAACUGCGGUGGCUACAACGAGUUGUAUUCGCGCCGUGGAUCAAAGUGAUUUAAAUGCUUUAACGGAGCCGUACCCCUGGCUUGAGAGCGAGCGAGAGGGAGCUGCCCAGAGAGCGAGAGGAAGAGGGAUCGAAGACACCGCGCAGAAAAGGAGGAAAUCAACCAAAAAAAAGAAAAAACGGAUUUGCAAACAGCGUUGUUUCCGCGCACACGCUUCGUUCAAUCCACACUUUCAUUGCUUUAAUUUUCUCUGGAUCAAGGUUUCGGUUACGCUUUCAAGCUGUGUUCUCUAACCAUGGGAUGUACUCUGAGCGCAGAGGAAAGGGCGGCUCUGGAUCGGAGCAAAGCCAUCGAGAAAAACCUGAAGGAGGACGGAGUCACCAUGGCCAAAGAUGUCAAACUGCUGCUGCUCGGGGCUGGAGAGUCAGGGAAAAGCACCAUCGUCAAACAGAUGAAGAUCAUCCAUGAGGACGGUUUCUCUGGUGACGACGUAAAGCAGUACAAGCCUGUCGUUUACAGCAACACCAUCCAAUCUCUGGCAGCCAUCGUCCGUGCCAUGGAUACACUGGGCCUGGAGUACGGAGACAAAGAGCGGAAGGCGGAUGCUAAGAUGGUGUGUGACGUGGUCACUCGUAUGGAGGACACAGAGCCUUACUCCGCCGAGCUGCUCGGCGCCAUGAUGCGCCUGUGGUCCGACUCAGGCAACCAGGAGUGUUUCAGCCGCGCCCGCGAGUACCAGCUCAACGACUCAGCGCAGUACUACCUAGACAGCCUAGAUCGGAUUGGUGCACCAGACUACCAGCCCACAGAGCAGGAUAUCCUGAGGACCCGAGUGAAGACCACAGGCAUCGUCGAGACACACUUUACCUUCAAAAACCUCCACUUCAGGCUGUUUGAUGUGGGAGGUCAGAGGUCGGAGAGGAAGAAGUGGAUCCACUGUUUUGAGGACGUCACCGCUAUUAUUUUCUGCGUGGCGCUCAGCGGAUACGACCAGGUGCUGCACGAGGACGAGACCACGAACCGCAUGCACGAGUCUCUGAAGCUCUUUGAUUCCAUCUGCAACAACAAGUGGUUUAACGAAACCUCCAUCAUCCUCUUCCUCAACAAGAAGGAUCUCUUUGAACGCAAGAUCAGCAAGUCACCACUGUCCAUCUGCUUCCCCGAGUACUCUGGUCCAGACACUUACUUGGAGGGAAUAGACUACAUCAAGUGUCAGUAUGAGAGCAAGAACAAGUCGCCCAGCAAAGAGGUGUAUGCCCAUGUGACCUGCGCUACAGACACCAACAACAUCCAGUUUGUCUUUGAUGCUGUCACUGAUGUCAUCAUAGCUAAUAACCUUCGGGGGUGUGGCUUGUACUAAAUGUCAGCCAAUUGAUGCAGGAUGCUUGUUUACCAGUUUGUACCACAGAGGAUGGCCCUUAUUUGUCAUUUCAUGAUAUGAUAGGUAGUGCUUUCCCAAAAGGCUGGCUAUUGGUCCAACUUGACUCUUAAACAAUGAAUUGGUUGAUUGGUUGGUUGAGACUUCUUUAAAUGUAUUUGCCUUUUUUACCUAGAAAGGAACCAACUGCAGUAACUGUGCAGAACUCCUUCAGCCAUUGCUACAGGGAUACACCGUUCCCAUCUGAGACUUGCUUGUACAUACAGUAGUGCCUUACUCAAAGAACUAGAUUGAUUGCUAGUUAACUGCAGCCAACAUUACAGGUUAACUAGCAGUGCAACCAGCUGUUAUCAUGAGAAUCACUCCAAUACCACAAUGUACUGUAUUUUCCAUACAUUUUCAUUUAAAGGCCUUUGCAUGGGACUUGUGCCUUAGUCACAUGGAGGGCAGAUGUAAAACUGUACUUAAUCAGGUCAAGUUGAAUUAAAACUCAGUCUAUGUUUGAAAGAUACUCUUAGGAUUAUUAUUGAAUGCGAUAUUUAACUCUGGACACGGGUAUGUCCAGCCUACCAAGAAGAAAUUCAAAGCAAGAACAACUGAAUUUCUGUAGGUGUUGUGCAAAGUAGCUUGUGUUAUUUGUUUUCUUUUGUUAUUGGGAUGAGAUGCACGUUGUCUGGCUGUAUUUGUUGCACUUAGCUGUGCACUGUUAACUACAGAGCUCCAAAAUAAUCAGUAUUUGAUCAGUCUGACAUUAAUCAUCAAAUUACUCAAAAAGAUAGAACAGCAUACAUUGUAGAAUUGUUAGAUGAAGUCAAACUUAAUUAAUUAUGUGAGG
This is a messenger RNA of Trematomus bernacchii (emerald rockcod), 2544 nucleotides long. Its product is annotated as guanine nucleotide-binding protein G(o) subunit alpha. The record is from RefSeq and is a predicted model, not a curated record. Lineage: Eukaryota; Metazoa; Chordata; Actinopteri; Perciformes; Nototheniidae. The coding region runs from base 627 to 1691 and encodes 354 amino acids. Gene Ontology annotation, cellular component: heterotrimeric G-protein complex. Gene Ontology annotation, molecular function: G protein-coupled serotonin receptor binding; mu-type opioid receptor binding; GTPase activity. Gene Ontology annotation, biological process: G protein-coupled dopamine receptor signaling pathway; adenylate cyclase-modulating G protein-coupled receptor signaling pathway. The transcript has 8 exons.